UCCGCAAAAAAGCACUCUGGCCGAUGGAGUCGCUGCAAUCAGCUGUGCCACACGUCUCGUUAUGAUAAACAAGUAAUGAAAGGUAAAAACGCGUAUUUAAACCAUGGAAGGCGUGCUGUAUAAGUGGACGAAUUACAUAAGUGGUUGGCAGCCACGCUGGUUUGUUCUUGAUGGAGGUACUUUGUCUUACUACGACUCUCAAGAAGAUGCGUGGAAAGGUUGUAAAGGCAGCAUUAAAAUUUCAGUUUGUGAAAUCCAAGUUCAUUCCACUGACUCGACACGAGUUGACCUGACUAUACCAGGAGAGCAGUACUUUUAUCUGAAAGCCAUCAAUGCAGCUGAAAGGCAGAAAUGGCUGGUGGCACUGGGAACAGCUAAAGCCUGUCUUACUGACAACCGGACCAAGAGAGAAAAAGAGCUUCAGGAGAACACAGAAGCACUGAAAACCAAGAUGUCAGAGCUCCGGUUGUACUGUGACCUUCUUCUCCAGCAAGUAAACAAGAUCAAGGAGAGUGAUGAACCAGGAGAAACAGCUGAGAGUGGAACAGACACUGGAAACUUGGUGAGGUCAACGUGCACUACUUUCCUCAAGACUCUAGAGGAAUGCAUGCAGAUAGCAAACCGUACUUUUAAUACAGACACAACGACGCACAGUCCACCAGGAACUCCUCCAGUAGCAGCCAUUAAGCCCCAGAAGAUUAAACCCAUCAAUUUAAAGCAGAACCUUGAAGAGAAGUGGAAAGAUUUGACUGAAACCUCAGGACAAGCACCUCGACACGACACCCAGAGUCUGGACUCUGGGGUAGAGGGACCUGAUGAACCAGACAGAUCAGAACACCAUCCUUCCCCAUCAGAUUUUGAAUCAUCCAAAAGAUCCAACCACAAGGAGCGAGUCAGUCCCGCCWCACACGUUACCCAGAAUGCCUCUGGGAAUGAAGACGAGGAUCAACCAGCAGAGGGAGACGAGAUCGAAGCUGCCGACCAAAAGAAGAAGAAACAGCUGCACAAAGUGGACCAAAGUAAAGAUAACGACAACAAAAGCAGGGAAGAGAACGCUGUCCAACUCGAGCACAGAGAGGAAAAAGAAACUUUAGACCAAGAAGAGAGCGAUGAUGAAGCAGACGAGACUCCCAUGGAUUCAGCAGAUUCAGACACAGAGCAGGUGGAAACUUUCUUCAACACAAUGAGCCACAGAUUUAGUGAUAUAAGACUGGAUGACGACAAUGGUAUUCCCUCACAAGAGUUUUUGGACUCAUGCUAUGCAAUAGUGCCUGUAUUAGACAAACUGGGAUCCACAGUUUUUGCACCAGUUAAAAUGGAUUUUGUUGGGAAUAUUAAGAAAAUUCAGCAGAARUUGAUGUCGGACCCUGACAGCUUCCCCACACUACAGUCCAUCGUACUGCAUGAACUACAGAUGAACGUUGCUCAGGUCCGCAACUCUGCGACCGAAGCUCUGCUGUGGCUCAAACGAGGCCUGAAGUUCCUCAAGGAGUUCCUGUCAGAGGUCAACGCUGGGGAACGGGACAUCCAGGCAGCAUUAAAUAAUGCUUAUGGAAGGACUCUUCGGCAGUACCACGGGUGGGUUGUACGAGGUGUAUUUGCUCUGGCGCUCCGAGCCGCUCCAUCUUAUCAAAGCUUCGCGGCCGCCUUAGUGUCGAGCGAGGGGGACGAGCUGAGGAGCGAGUUCACCAGCAGCGUGCACAGGGACCUGGGGAUGUACCUGCCUGCCAUGGAGAGGCAGCUGUGCAUCCUAGAUGAGCUGUACGAAGAAAACAACCUGGAGUCUGACGAGGUGGUGUGAUAAACAGGAAGUGAUCAGAGUUGAAGGAAGGAUGGAGCCUGUCCUGUUUAGAGCAGUGAACUGCUGAAUGCAUCAAGUGAGUGUUAUUUACACAUUAAUAUGUGUAACAGCAGUUUGAGUUGUUUAAGCUCUUCAACAAGGAUCUGGGUCUAAAAGUAUAAAGGUGUUUAUUUCGAAGCAGUAACUAUUGAGACGGUUUGGUCUUAAUAAAUCAUGUUGAGGUCUUGUUCAAAAGACCAACUACAGUCAAAGGGUUGUAAAUCCUAAUAUGCAGACUCUAACUAUAAUUAUUAAUAGUGACAUAAGUUUCUGAACCUUAUUUGUUGCAUUUUUUUAUCAUUCAUGUUGUAGGUACACAAUUACGUAAUAUUUAUUUCCUGUAAAUUAACGAGAUUGUUUUUUUUCCCUUUAAACUGAGACGAAUGUAAAGAAAUCUUUAAAGCAGUGUUGUGCCAUAUUUCCUUAGUUUUGUGAAACGAAGCGCUCGAGCCAGAAACAAUGUCAAGUUGUUCCAAUCCCCAUUAAGUACUAGUUUUUGAUUGUGCGUUUUCCUGGGACCAAAAUCGGUUUUUGUGUGACUGUUUUUGCUUCUGCUGCCUACAGAAACACAAACCCAGAAUAAAAUGUUACUGUUCAUUCUCUGCACAAACCUUUGCAUAGUUUACACGUUUUUGAAUCUAUUUAUUGCAGUGUAAGUAAUAAGGCUCUCAUUAAGGACAAGCAAAAAAUAAAAUAAGUCUAACUUUGGUGUGACUGUAUGGACAUUUAUAACCUAGCAUGUUUAUAGAGGGCAUGUUUUGUGUAAGAAAUAACACAGGAAGCAGCAGAAAGUGAAUAAAGACAAAGGGCUUGAACUGAACCAAGUACAGUGAAUGAUCCUAUAGGUGAACUGGAACUAAAAACAUUCUCUCUGGGCUUUAUUGUAUGUUUUUUUGGAUUUUUGUUUGUUCACUGAUUGCAACAAAUCCUGUAGAUUUAACUAACUGGUAGGAUUGUGUAAAAGUUGUGCAAUAGACUGAUUUUGUUUUCAGUUGCAAAUGAUGUUUGUCCUGUUGUGCUAAUGUCAUUUUACAACAACUAAUUGAUUUUGAUUUUUUAUAUCAAUGUUUAUAAAAUGCUGUUUGAUUUUUACCCAAUAAAUACAAAAGUGUAACUUCUU
Molecule: messenger RNA, 2960 nt
Organism: Austrofundulus limnaeus
Lineage: Eukaryota; Metazoa; Chordata; Actinopteri; Cyprinodontiformes; Rivulidae
Gene: plekha8
Product: pleckstrin homology domain containing, family A (phosphoinositide binding specific) member 8
Exons: 13
Coding region: 104-1801 (565 amino acids)
Biological process (GO): ceramide transport; intermembrane lipid transfer
Cellular component (GO): cytoplasm; cytosol; membrane
Molecular function (GO): ceramide 1-phosphate transfer activity; ceramide 1-phosphate binding
Source: RefSeq, a predicted model, not a curated record